Molecule: messenger RNA, 593 nt
Organism: Gordionus sp. m RMFG-2023
Lineage: Eukaryota; Metazoa; Nematomorpha; Gordioida; Chordodea; Parachordodidae
Exons: 4
Coding region: 64-402 (112 amino acids)
Source: RefSeq, a predicted model, not a curated record
UUUAUAUAUGGCAUAUAUAAAAAAUAUAUAAAUCAUAAUAUUUUUUUUUUAAAAUAUAUUUAAAUGGGAAAAAUUAUUCAGAAAAUGCAAAUGUUAAUUAUUCUUCACUUGUGCUUCUUUGGAUAUUGGAGCUUAGUUACGGGUAAGAAUUUAUGCCAGUCAAAAUUCGGUCAUUCAUGCUUAGGAGGUUUUGGAAAAAGAAUCUAUGUAGAUGAAUCCUAUUUACCGGAAAGUUCCCGACAGGUUGAAGAAGAGCCAUCUUUGCAGGAUUAUUUAAAUAAUGGGGCUGAUCUAGUAUCUCCUCAUAAUCUAGAUGACAUAUCAAACAAUGAUGGAUAUAACAGGUUAUUGGUUUAUUAUCUGAAGAACAUAGACAAGCUUGAUAAGCAUAGAAGGAAUUGAUGUUUGAAAAAGACCAGAGAGGCUUCGAAUUAUUUUAUUCUUAAUUCAAAUUGUUUUUAAAUUAUGCAUAAACUUUUAAAAAUAUAUAUAUCUUAUUUCCUAUAAAAAUCUCUAUAUAAUAAUAUUUACAUUCGUUAUUUAUCUUACAACGUUAUCUACUAUAUGUUUAAUAAAUCGUGUAAAAAAAUCGU